UACAAACACAUUUAUGUAUUCAUUUGGGCACUUUUUCCUCAUAUAGGUGCUUUUUAUGACGGACAUACAAUCCUAACACACCUUUAUUUAACAUAGCAAAAAUUAUUUUGGCAAAUACUUUAAUAUUUCUAAACUAGAUUAAUCAAAGUUCACUAUCUUGAUUCUUUUACACUAGGAUCAUUUUAGUUUAUUAUCCAUUGUGUUUAUAUUAUUGAAGGCUUCAUUUUAAAAGUCAACAUUAAACAGACUAAAUAACAUUGGAUAAGAUACUGAGCAUCAUAAAAUGAAUUCUGAUGAAUAAUUCUUUACUUAAGUGAAAUAUGCAAUCUACUGAAUAUUCAAUUUCAUCAACAACUGAUCUUAUAACUAAUAGUACAUUUAAUCAAUCAUUAACAGAAUCAUCUAUCCAUAUAAAUGAUACUUAUAUAUUAACAACUGAAAAAUAUUAUAAUAUUGUUACAUCAAACUUGUUAGAUACACUUAGUACAUUGACAACAUUAUCCAUUCAUCAUCAUGAUCAUACAACGAUACAUUCAGAAUUUGCAUGUGUUCGUAGUGAAUUAUCUGAACCAGAUUUUCAAUUGUAUGCAUGUUCUGGUAGUAAAAUUACAUCAUGGAUUGCAAGUAUCUUUUUGGUAACAAUGAGUAUAUUUGGAAUUAUAAAAUGUUUGACCGCUCAUGGAGUACUCAACAUAUUUGAUCUACGACGUACUGGAAUUAGUUUUCCAAAACGGCCAGAAUUUUUAGUACUCACAUGUUCAAGUUUACCAUUAGUAUUUAGCGUUCUAUCAAGACCUCUAUUCACACCAUUAUCACCUACGCAUAAAUACUUCAUCUUAGGCUGGGGAAUGGCACAAACACGAUUCUUUUGUGAUCUGUUCACUAGAACCGCUUCGAUCUAUCAUCUUGUCUAUUGGGUUUACCGUACACCAAUAAUAAAUUUAAUCUGGUACAUAUGUUUUAUUUGCAAACUACAGUGUAAUAAAGUACGUGAUGAAACGAAAAGAUUGGCGGCAGCAAGAAAAGCUACGGUAAAAGCUACAAAAGCAUCACCCAAACGUCAUAAUAAACAACAACCAGUUGGUCGGGGAAGAACCACAGAAUGGGGUUACACUGAUAAAAGAAGAAAAUCAAGGUCAAAUAAAAGUGUUCGAGGAACUACUGACACUGUAGCUGUUACACCUAUUUCAUCAUCAAUCAAUACUCUAACUAAUACGAAUGAAAUUAAUACUGCAACAAACCAAGUUGCCAACUCUAAUGGGAUGAAUUUAAUUGCUGCACAACCAUUGUUUAUUAGUCAGAAUAAUGUAUUAAGUUCACCUAAUCAAUUACCUGGAAUAAUGCCCAAUUUAAGUGGUUUAAUGAAUCCUUAUGGUCAAAUGAUUCCACAAAAUAUGAUGACUACACCUGAUAAUUAUAAUAUGUUCAAUAAUGGACCAAUUGGACAACAAGCUAAUCCAUAUACAAUGAAUAUGAAUUAUGGAAUAGAUUAUAGAAUGACAAUGAAUAUGAAUAAUUAUAUUAAUCAAGUAAAUGCCUAUAAUCAAUCUAAUUUUAUGUAUCCUAUUAAUGGUGAUAUAAAUCCUGGUAUUUCUAAAGAUUCUAUCAAUAAUACAAUCAAUAAUGAUAAACCAUCAAUAAAUGAUAAAUCAGAAAAAAUUUCAAUCAUUAAAACAAAACAUAAAAUUGAUAUUCCAUUACCAACAAAACAAUUUCUUUAUCGUUGUAAACGUAUUAUACCAGGUUGUAUUUAUUUGAUAUCAUUUUUAAUAACAUUACCAUCUAUUACAGCAUUUGAAUCCAUUGAAGAAGAUGGUAUGAUAUUGACACGUUGUACAACAAUGUGUCGUUCAUAUUUUUAUUAUGAUUUAAUUAUAUUAAUUACAUUACCAACAAUAUUUGUCAUUGUAGCAUUUUAUUAUUCAUCAUUAAGUAAAAAACAAAUUAAUGGUGAAUUAAAAAUGACCUAUCGUUUAAGAUGUUAUUAUGUGACAUUUAUAUUAUUAAAUAUACCAAUGUUUGUAUUAAUGUUAACAUCAAUUGGUUUUAGAUUAAGUGAUAAACCAUAUCGUAAUAUAUAUGGUACUGGUAUAUUAAUUGCUAUGACAGCAUAUCAUACAAAUUUUACAUUAAAAUCAACUAUAUAUACAACUGGUUGUAAUUGUAUUUGUUGUUCAGAUCAUUGUUUAAUAAAAUAUCCAAAAAUUAAUCGUUUAAUUAUAUCAUUUACAACACCAGUAGCUAUAAAAGAUAAAGAAGCCUUAUUAGAAGGUAUAGUUAUACCAGUACGUAUGGAUAAAUAGAAAAGAUUUAAAAGGAAAUUUUUUUUAAAAAAAAGGAGAAAAAAACUGGAACAAUUUAAAAGAAAUUGAUUAUUUUUUUGUCUUUUUUUCUUCUUUACUUUUUUUCUCUUUUUCUUUUAGCAGACUGUUACAAUGUUGUUGUUGUUUUCCUUUUCUUUUUUCUUACAAACCAUUAUGUUUAUCAUGUGUAAAAUCUCUUAUUCUUAUGUAUAUUCAAUGUUAAAUAUUUAAUUGAAUAGUGUGUUACAUGUAGAUAAUAUGAGUGUAUGCUAAAUAUUAAAUCAAACAAACAAAAAAGCUUUAUUUUUAAUGAUCCUAUUCUUGACCAAAAAUAAAUUGUUUAUUUACAAAA
This is a messenger RNA of Schistosoma intercalatum, 2655 nucleotides long. The record is from the annotation of a GenBank genome assembly. NCBI's taxonomy places the organism in Eukaryota, Metazoa, Platyhelminthes, Trematoda, Strigeidida, Schistosomatidae.